GCUAGUUGUGUAUUGCAUUCUUUCCAUUCCAUUGAAGCUUUGAUAAUUUUUCAAUGGCUUCUACUCUUCCUCUUUUCCAUUGCUAUUGUCUUCUUCUCUAGUUCAAAUGGAGCAAAUUCUAAACCCCAGGCGUUUCACCUUCCCAUCAGGAAAGACGAUGUCACACUCCAAUAUUAUACUUCAUUUGAAGUUGGACCUACUGAAUUUAUUGUGAAUGCAGUCAUUGACCUUGGGGCACCAUUUCUAUGGUUCAACUGUGCUGAUGGUUACAACUUCUCAUCCUACAACCCGGUUCCUUGUGGCUCAUCCAAAUGUAAAACAGCUAAGGGCAUAGGAUGCCUUGGCUGCAAUGGGACACCUAGGCCAGGGUGCACCAACGACACUUGCUCUUUGUACUCAUAUAACCCAUUCAAUAAUUCACUUCGAAGUGGGGGAUUAGGCGAGGAUAACAUUUAUGUUUAUGAAACUGAUGGGAUAAGUGUCUUAUUACAUAUAAAUGUGCCUAGAUUUCCUUUUGUUUGUGCAGAUUCAGGCAGCUUAGUUGGCCUUGCUAAAGGUACUAAAGGCAUUCUAGGCCUCGGAAGGACCCAAAUUGCAUUUACCAAUGCAGCUUGCAAAUGCAUUUGAACUUAAAGCGUAAGUUUGCUCUGUGUACCUUCUUCAUCCCAGUCAGGAUUAGGAGACAUUUUUUAUUGGUGGUGGACCUUAUUAUAUGCUACCUUAUACCAAAAAUGUGUUAGAGUUGCUCAUCACAAGAC
Quercus lobata is the source of this 758-nucleotide messenger RNA. RefSeq names its product probable aspartic proteinase GIP2. The transcript has a single exon. The record is from RefSeq and is a predicted model, not a curated record. NCBI's taxonomy places the organism in Eukaryota, Viridiplantae, Streptophyta, Magnoliopsida, Fagales, Fagaceae. Gene Ontology annotation, molecular function: aspartic-type endopeptidase activity. The annotation marks the transcript as partial. Gene Ontology annotation, biological process: proteolysis.